Molecule: messenger RNA, 1926 nt
Organism: Theobroma cacao (cacao)
Lineage: Eukaryota; Viridiplantae; Streptophyta; Magnoliopsida; Malvales; Malvaceae
Gene: ATJ1
Product: DNAJ heat shock family protein
Biological process (GO): protein refolding; response to heat
Cellular component (GO): cytoplasm
Molecular function (GO): ATP binding; heat shock protein binding
Source: RefSeq, a predicted model, not a curated record
GUAUAAAACCCUGAACUUUCCCGUUGAAGUCAUUGACCCUCCACUGCUCUGCAAUCCAGCAAAUCGACCAGAAUUUCCUUUUUUUUUUUGCUUGCGCAACACGACUCGUUUGAUUCUUUUUAUUGCCUUUGACUCCUAAAUAUUUCAACAAUUUUCUUUUCAUUUUUUCCUUUAAUUUCCGUCAAAUUUUGUUCAAGGAAUCAUAUAACGUAACAUUUCAGCUCCAAAAUGGGAAGAUUCAACUGGCUAGGUCUAUGUCGACGGCAUUUGCUUUCAACCAUGGCUGUGGAAUCGGCGAUUGAUAGAAGCGACGGGGUUAGGAAACUUUCUGCAUUAUUCCAAUCGUUAAAUUGUGAAAGAGCUUUGCACAGUUGCAGUUUUGAUAUUGGGAAACCUUCUGAUUUUACAGUCACUGGAAUGCCGUUGAGAGAGCGUUAUUUCCAUGCAACCGGGCCAUGCUGCUCUGCUAAACAAGACUACUAUGAAAUUCUUGGAGUACCGGAAAAUGCUACUCGAGAUGAAAUUAAAAAGGCCUAUCGUGCUCUUGCCAAGAAGUACCAUCCUGAUGCAAAUAAGAAUAAUCCUUCUGCAAAGAGGAAGUUCCAAGAGAUAACGGAUGCCUAUGAGACUUUGCAAGAUGCGAAGAAGAGGAGAGAAUAUGAUAGGACACAUGUUAGAAGUUCAAAAGACACGGAAUUUGGUGCAGAUGGUGCUCAAGGGUUUAGAUUUUAUGAUGCAAGUGGUGCACGAGGGUUUAGAUAUUCUUAUCAAACAAACUUCUCUGAUUCUUUCUCUAAGAUAUUUUCUGAGAUAUUUCAAGAUGAGAUGGAUCAAUUUGCACCAGAUAUCCAGACAGAGCUGUUGCUCUCUUUUUCUGAAGCUGCUAAAGGAUGCACAAAGGAUCUAUGUUUUGAUGCAUUUGUUCCUUGUGAUUCUUGCGAUGGGCGUGGCUAUCCACUUAAUGCCAAAGUGAAAGUUUGUCCAACUUGCAGAGGCACAGGGACGGUUACAAUUCCUCCAUUUACAUCAACAUGCAACACUUGUAAAGGAUCAGGACAAAUAAUCGAGGAAUACUGUAUAUCAUGCCAAGGAUCAGGGGUUGUUGAAGGUGUUAAAGAAGUUAAAGUUACAAUACCUGCAGGUGUGGAUUCUGGAGAUACAAUAAGUAUACCAGAAGCUGGUAAUAUUAGACGACAAGGAAGUCAACCUGGUAACUUGUUCAUUAAAAUAAAGGUCGCAGAUGAUCCUGUCUUUGCUAGAGAUGGUGCAGAUGUUUAUGUCAACUCUAAUAUUAGCUUUACUCAAGCAAUUCUUGGUGGUAAAGUUGAGGUGCCUACCUUGUCGGGGAAGAUUCAAGUGAAAAUACCAAAAGGAUGUCAACAUGAAGAACUUCUGGUUCUAAGAGGCAAAGGACUGCCGAAGCAUGGUUUUAUAGUACAUCAUGGAGAUCAAUAUGUCCGUUUCCGUGUUAAUUUGCCCACUGUGAUAAAUGACCGGCAGCGUGCUAUUUUAGAGGAACUUGCGAAGGAGGAAAUUAAUAUUGAAAACAACAGCACUGUUGAAGGCAACUGGUGGGAAACAAUUCUUGAGCAUGUGAUGAGUCCUAAGUUUGUGAUUGAGUUUUCUCUGCUCCUGCUAAUCCUUCUCAUCCUGAGGAAGACAAUGAGCUAAACUGACUCAAGGCAAUGAAGACAUGCAUGCCAACGGAGGAUACAGGAAAUGCGCGCACCCCUUCCGUCCAUUUUUUAAGGGGGAAGGGUUCAAUUCUCUUACCAAUAGUUCCAUUUGUUACCAAUUAUUUGGGCAUCAAAUGAAUGCCUCUUUUUUCUCACCUUUAGUACUCUAGCUGUUUACACAUGAUAGUUGUUGGAUAGAGCUUGCUUUCAACCACACAAUAAAUGAAAAGGAACAUUCGUUUUACUUGCA